AUGCGCGUGUAUCUAUCGGCGACACUCCUAAAGAAACCUCCUAUGACGAAACCUAACUCGUUUCGAGGAAAAAAACAUAGAAUAUGUAACGACGAUAAUAACCACGGAAACUAUGGCGACGACGACGACGACGACGAUGGCGACGGCGACUAUGACGAUGACGAUGACGAUGAUGAUGACGGUGAUGGUAACGUUGAUGAUGAUAAUGAAGAUAACAGCGACGACGACGACGACGAUGGUGAUGCCGGUGACGAAGACGAUGUCAAUGAUUUUUCGAGAGAGGAUAUUUUGUACGACGCAUCGAUAACUAUAGUCGCCUCACAGGAAAUAAUCGACGAAAUCUUUGCAAUCUAUUAG
This is a messenger RNA of Bombus huntii, 357 nucleotides long. RefSeq names its product trigger factor-like. The coding region runs from base 1 to 357 and encodes 118 amino acids. The record is from RefSeq and is a predicted model, not a curated record. Lineage: Eukaryota; Metazoa; Arthropoda; Insecta; Hymenoptera; Apidae. The transcript is spliced from 2 exons.